This is a messenger RNA of Ilyonectria robusta, 771 nucleotides long. RefSeq names its product NUDIX hydrolase domain-like protein. Gene Ontology annotation, cellular component: cytoplasm. Gene Ontology annotation, molecular function: isopentenyl-diphosphate delta-isomerase activity. The record is from RefSeq and is a predicted model, not a curated record. NCBI's taxonomy places the organism in Eukaryota, Fungi, Ascomycota, Sordariomycetes, Hypocreales, Nectriaceae. Gene Ontology annotation, biological process: isoprenoid biosynthetic process; isopentenyl diphosphate biosynthetic process. The coding region runs from base 1 to 771 and encodes 256 amino acids. The transcript has 3 exons.
AUGUCGACCACCACCACCACUACCACCGAGGCCCAGCCCAUCACGGCUGAGGCCAUGCUCCGCCUCUUCCCCGACAUUGACGCCAGCUCGGAGCCCCUGUCCGGUCACGAUGAGGAGCAGAUCCGCCUUAUGGACGAGGUCUGCAUCGUUCUCGACGAGAACGACAAGCCAAUCGGCACCGCUAGCAAGAAGAUCUGCCAUCUCAUGACCAACAUCGACAAGGGUCUCCUCCACCGCGCAUUCUCCGUCUUCCUCUUCAACGACAAGAACGAGCUGCUUCUGCAGCAGCGCGCCACUGAGAAGAUCACCUUCCCCGACAUGUGGACAAACACGUGCUGCUCCCACCCCCUUCACAUCCCCACGGAGACCGGCUCGACCCUCGCCGACUCCAUUGACGGAGUCAAGCGUGCUGCUCAGCGCAAGCUUGACCACGAGCUUGGAAUCAAGAAGGAGCAGGUCCCCUUCGAGGACUUCAAGUUCCUGACCCGAAUCCACUACAAGGCUCCCAGUGACGGCAAAUGGGGCGAGCACGAAGUGGACUACAUCCUCUUCAUCAAGGCGAACGUUGACCUUGAUGUCAACGUCAACGAGGUCCAAGCCACCCAGUACGUCAGCGCGGACAAGUUGAAGCAGCUGUUCGAGGACCCCACCCUCAAGUUCACCCCCUGGUUCAAGCUCAUCUGCAACUCGAUGCUCUUCGAGUGGUGGGAGAGCCUCGACUCGGGUCUCGACAAGUACAUGAACGAGCAGGAGAUUCGACGCAUGCUGUAA